Cucurbita pepo subsp. pepo (vegetable marrow) is the source of this 766-nucleotide messenger RNA. RefSeq lists its product as uncharacterized. The record is from RefSeq and is a predicted model, not a curated record. NCBI's taxonomy places the organism in Eukaryota, Viridiplantae, Streptophyta, Magnoliopsida, Cucurbitales, Cucurbitaceae. Gene Ontology annotation, biological process: protein N-linked glycosylation.
GGAAAAGAUUCAACUGGAUCUAAAAUUUUACCAUUUUUCCGAUUCGAUUGAGUGGAAUUUGUACUGAAUUGCAUCUUCCGUUGGUUUUUGUUUCGGAUUAUGUUUCUUUAAUCUGACUUGGAUUGCCUCUGAUCUUUCGAUUAGGUCAUGGCGGGGUCUGGGAGUUCCAUGCUUACCUCAUUUCUUCUGUUCACUGUCAUUCUUUCGCUUCAAGAGAUGUAUAGAGGAAAGUUAGCUUCAUCGGAGUUGUUUACCAUACUUGGAGGAUUCGUCAGUUCUCUUCUAUUUCUAGUGCUUCUAACUUUUAUAGGAAACUUCCAGGAAUCAUGUGGCAUGCGAACUGGAUGGGGAGCUGUCAUCGUAGCAGAAGCAGUUGCAUUGAUUGCUGCAAGCACUGUUCAUAGAGUUUGCAUCACAACAUGCUUCUUAUUCUCCGCUGGACUGCUGUACGAGUUGAACAAGUUUUCGAGCGUGGCACUUUCUAAAUCUGAAUCUAGAGCCAAAAGGCACUGAGAUGGAAACUGAGUUAGUUCUUCAGAGAGGAACAACGUUGUUUUUGAGAUUUUCUUUUUACCCUUAGCUCCUGCAGGAUCACUGCACCUUAUGGUGCUGAUUAGUUGUUUUUUUGUUUUCCUUUUAGGAGAGAGCCGGCUGUGGGAACAGUUACUACAUUCAUAACUAUCAUAAUAUUAACAAUUACUGCCUUCAAACAUUUUCUUCGUUGAUUAAGUAAAAAAAUGCAUGGCAUGUCUCCUGAUUAGAGGUC